Messenger RNA from Myodes glareolus (Bank vole), 5793 nucleotides. Lineage: Eukaryota; Metazoa; Chordata; Mammalia; Rodentia; Cricetidae. The record is from RefSeq and is a predicted model, not a curated record.
GGGGCCGAGCGGCUCACUGAUUUGUCAGCAAGGCUGUUGGCUUUUGAAACUAGACAGGAAGGAGGGUUGAGGUGGAGUCCCGCACAGGAAGAGCUGAGGAGCUGACUGCAGUGACAGUGGGUGAGCGACUGGGGACUGCAGGAUGUGGUGGGUCUGUCAGUCCUGGCCCCGGUGUGAUCAGUGUGGUAAACUCCCCUGAUCCCUUCAGAGAAGGUUCCCUCAGCUCUGGACAGACCAAGGCCCUGGUCUCAGCUGGCCUGCCACUGAUUACCCAAGGCGCUCCACCACAACGGCCUCCUGCUCACUGGGGCGGAGCUGAGCCCAGGAGCAUGCAGGUGGAACCCUCUGGACACCCACUUUAGCACCCUGGAGCAGCAACAAUGGCAGGGAGAACUGUCAACAACGGGUGACAGGGGCAUAGGGACUGUGGUGGCCCCUGUGCCUGGUGAAGAGGAACACAGAUGGGACGGGCCGUAGGAGAGCUUCAAAGGAGAGGUUGCCGAAAGGUGUGAGCAGGUUGGCUACCUCCCUCCCCCACCUCCUUCUGGUUUCCUUGCUCUUAAUAGCAUCACCAUUGCCAGGUCACAGAUGAGGAAACCUAGGUGUGGAGAGACGACACAGCCUGCCCAGGGUCACUCAGUAAGUGCCAGAGCAGAGACCAAGUCCAGCACUCCAAGUCUUGUUCACUUGGGCCCCUGCAUCUCCAUGAUUAUUUUCACUGGCCAGGAAACAACAGAGGUCCACCAGGCAGCAGUCUGGACUCUUCACAGCUCCUGGCUGCAGUCACAGACUCCAUGAGGAAGCAAGAGGUGAGGACAGAUAGAGAGGCAUGCAGGGCCUAUAAUGCCGACUCCCCAGCUGAGCAGGUGAAGGCCCUUGUGGAUCUGCUGGCUAGGAAUGGUGGUCGGCUACUACAGGCCCCUAGCAAAAUGCCAGACUCCCCACUAGGAUCCCAAAGCAAUGGUAAGUCCCUUUUAGGGGUGGGGGAGAGGGGGUACCUGAACCCCCUCGCCUUGCCCUGCGAUCUUACCUGCUUUUUCCUGCGCCCUGCAGACUCAAGGAUACGGAGGCACUGUGAGGCCCUGCUGAGCAGGGUGGGAAAUGACCCAGAACUGGGCAGCCUCUCACACCGUCUGGCCAGCCUCCUGCUGGUUGAGGGCCUGACAGACCUGCAGCUGAGGGAGCAUGACUUCACACAGGUGGAGGCCACGCGGGGAGUGUGGCACUCCGCCAGGGCCAUCCCCCUGGAUAGGCUCUUCCUGCCUCUGUCCCGGGUGUCCAUCCCACCUCGCGUCUCUGUCACCAUUGGCGUGGCUGGCAUCGGCAAGACUACGCUAGUGAGGCAUUUUGUUCGUUGCUGGGCUAGGGGACAGGUGGGCAAGAACUUCUCACUGGUUCUACCCUUGACCUUUCGGGACCUGAACACCUAUGAGAAGCUGUCUGCUGACAAACUCAUCCACUCCGUCUUCCCAAACGCUGGAGAAGGUAACCUGGAGGUAACGACCCCAGACAGAGUCCUCCUGGUCCUGGAUGGCUUGGAUGAGUGCAAGACACCGCUGGAAUUCUCCAACACCAUGGCCUGCACAGACCCAAAGAAGGAGAUUCAGGUAGACCACCUGAUCACUAACAUCAUCCGAGGCAACCUCUUUCCAGAAAUUUCCGUCUGGAUCACCUCCCGUCCCAGUGCUGCUGGUCAGGUCCCCGGAGGCCUAGUGGACCGGAUGACUGAGAUCCGGGGCCUUACUGAGGAAGAGAUCAAAGCGUGUCUGGAGCAGAUAUUUCCUGAGGACCAGACCCUCUUAGGCCAGGUGCUGACUCAGAUGAAGGCCAACAAGGCUCUGUAUCUGAUGUGCACCGUGCCAGCCUUUUGUAGGCUCGUGGGGCUGGCACUGGGUCACCUGUACCACAGCAAGCUAGCUGUCCAAGACACAGAGUUGCCGCUGCCCCAGACCCUGUGUGAGCUCUACUCUUGGUACUUUAGGAUGGCCCUUGGUGGGGAGGGGCAGGACAAGGGAAAGGUAAGUCCUAGGAUUGAGCAGAUGGCCCAGGGAGCCCGCAAAAUGGUGGGGACACUGGGCCGCCUGGCCUUUCAUGGGCUGGUCAAGAAGAAAUACGUGUUUUAUGAGCAAGACAUGAAGGCAUUCGGCGUGGACCUCGCUUUGCUGCAGAGCGCUCUGUGCAGCUGUCUCCUGCAACGGGAAGAGACUCUGGCCUCCUCGGCAGCCUAUCGCUUUACCCACCUGUCUCUGCAAGAAUUUGUGGCGGCCAUGUAUUACUACAGCGCAUCCAAGAGAGCCAUCUUUGACCUCUUCACCGAGAGUGGCAUGUCUUGGCCCAGGCUGGGUUUCCUCACGCAUUUCAGGUGUGCGGCCCAGAGAGCCACACAAGCUCAGGAUGGGAGGCUGGAUGUGUUUCUGCGCUUCCUCUCUGGCCUCCUGUCUCCAAGAGUUAAUACGCUGCUGGCUGGCUCCCUGCUGGCCCAAGGGGAACACCAGAACUACCGGGCCCAGGCAGCUGAGGUCCUGCAAGGCUUGCUACGCCCUGACACCGCGGUGUGUGCACGGGCCAUCAAUGUCUUGUACUGCCUGCAUGAGCUGCAGCACACAGAGCUGGCCCGCAGUGUGGAGGAGGCCAUGCAGAGGGGGACCUUGGCUGGACUGACCAGCCCCUCGCAUCGCACCGCUUUGGCCUACCUCCUGCAGCUGUCUGAUAUCUGUUCCCGGGAAGCCAACUUAUCCCUGUGCCUCAGCCAGAGCGUCCUUCAGAGCCUGCUGCCCCAGCUGCUCUAUUGCCAGAGCCUCAGGCUGGACAACAACCAGUUCCAGGACCCUGUGAUGGAGCUGCUGGGCAGUGUGCUGAGUGGGAAGGACUGUCGCAUUCAAAACAUCAGCCUGACUGAGAACCAGAUUGGUAACAAAGGGGCCAAAGCUCUGGCCAGAUCCCUCCUGGUCAACAGAAGUCUCACCACACUAGACCUCCGGAGCAACACCAUUGGACCCCAGGGAGCUAAGGCCCUGGCAGAUGCUCUGAAGAUAAACCGAACUCUAACCUCUCUAAGCCUCCAAAGCAACGUGAUCAGGGAUGAUGGUGUCAUGUGCAUGGCGGAGGCCCUGCUCUCCAACCAGACCCUCUCCAUACUACAGCUACAGAAGAACCUAAUUGGGCCCAAAGGAGCCCAGCAGAUGGCAGAUGCCCUGAAGCAGAACAAGAGUCUAAAGGAACUCAUGUUUUCCAGCAAUACCAUUGGAGAUGGAGGUGCCAUGGCCCUGGCUGAGGCCCUGAAGGUGAACCAGAGCCUGGAGAACCUGGAUCUUCAGAGCAAUGCCAUCAGUAACACUGGAGUGGCAGUGCUGAUGCGAGCCCUCCGUGUUAACCAGACACUCUCUAGUCUCAACCUACGAGAAAACUCCAUCAGUCCAGAGGGAGCCAGGGCCCUUGCUCAAGCCCUCUGUAUGAACAACACUCUGAAGCACUUGGAUCUGACAGCCAACCUGCUCCAUGACCAAGGUGCCCAGGCCAUUGCAGUAGCAGUAGGAGAAAACCGCUCCCUCACUCACCUUCACCUGCAGUGGAACUUCAUCCAGGCUGGUGCAGCCAGGGCCCUGGGACAAGCACUUCAGCUGAACAGGACUCUGACAACCUUAGACUUACAGGAGAAUGCCAUAGGGGAUGACGGAGCUUCUGCAGUGGCCGGGGCCCUGAAGGUGAACGCGACCCUCACUGCUCUCUACCUGCAGGUGGCCUCCAUUGGCACCCAAGGGGCCCAGGCACUUGGGGAGGCCCUGGCUGUGAACAGAACCUUGGAGAUUCUCGACUUACGAGGAAAUGACAUCGGGGUAGCUGGUGCCAAGGCUUUGGCAAAUGCUUUGAAGUUAAACUCCAGUCUCCGGAGACUCAAUCUCCAGGAGAACUCACUGGGGAUGGAUGGGGCCAUAUACAUUGCUGCUGCGUUGUCUGAGAACCGUGGUCUGCGUCAUAUUAAUCUCCAGGGAAAUCCCAUUGGGGAAUCUGGUGCCAGGAUGAUCUCAGAGGCUACCAAGACAUGUGUGGUGGAAAUGUAAGGAAAUCAGGUUCCUAGGGAACCACACAGAGAUUCAGCUGGAAGCUUCAGAUCAGAGUGACCUCGAUUUCUGCACGGUUUCCUGGAAUCUGAAUGCCGCUGAGCCAGUUCUAAAGCUGGUUUCCUGGACAGGGGAAGGAAGGGCACUUCGGCAGAGGCCACAGGCAUCUUUCCUUCCCAGGGUCAGGCAAAGGGAAGAUGGACACUCUGUGACAGCAUAGGGAAGGGAAGGAGCUGCUGCUAAGGGGCACCCAGGGAUAAAAUCUCAAAGCUCCACAAAGCAGGAAGCUGGUGCAGACUUAUUCAUAUCCUGGGUCUUCAGAGUCCCAACUUAAACAACAACAACAACAACAAAACCAAAUGUGUUUCUGCCCUCGUGUGCUCCCGUGGCUAACAUCACCAUCUUGAAGGUUGCAGCCUUCAAGCCCAUUAAGCACAUUAGCUUGGCGAAGGUGAGAAUAUGUCCAUUAUUUUUCUUUUCUUAAGAAAAGAAAAAAGUUUUGGGGUGUGACCCUUAUAUACAUACGGAGAAAAUAUGAGAAAUUUGUGAAGAUCAACCAAAGGUUAAUUCUAAGGUUCUGAAGUCAGAGAGAAGUCUCCAAAGGUUCUGCAUUCUCCUGUAAGAUCUCUCAGACAUCUAGAAUGGUCUGCCAUAUUUGUAGUCCAGCAUACUGGUAUUCCAUUGCAAAUUAAGUGUUGAUAUCUUGAUGUCAUUAUCCUGUAUUUAGGCAUCCAAAACCUCUACAGUGGCUAUCGCUUACCCUUGGAGACAAAUAAGCUGUGUUUCCAUGUGGCAAAUUUCCUCCAUUGUCUGAGUGAAACAGGAAAACCUAAAUGAACUCACAGCUCUCAACCAAGCCACUAAGGUAAAUGCUUAUAAAGACCAUAAAGUGAGUCCAGGCAGUGGUGGCGCCCACCUAGAAUCCCAGCACUUGGGAGGCAGAGGCAGGUGGAACUCUGUGAGUUCAAGACCAGUUUAUAGAGCAGGGUCCAGGACACCCAGAGCUACAUAACAAGACCCUGUCUUGGAAAAAGACAAAAUCCAAACACAAGUAUCCAAAAGACAGACAUGGAAGCACACACGUGUAAUUCUAGUACUUGAGAGGCCGAGAAAGGAUCAUGAAUUUGAGGAUACCUUAACUUACAUAGUGAGAUUCUCAAAACAAAACCAAACAUUUAAAAAUUAGUAUUCGGGAGAGUUAUCAUGGAGGCUGACAGGAGAGGGGUUCCCUGGUUUUACAAGAACAGAGGCACCUGAGCAAGUGGCACGGCAAACACCACUGUGACAAGGAUGACGAAACUCAAGCCAGCAUGGCGCGCACGCUCCUGUGAUCCCCGCACCUGGUGGAGGCAGGAGGAUCAGGAGCUCAAGGCUGUCUUUGGUACUGGAGUUCAGGACCAGUUUCUGCUGCAUGAGAUCCUGUCUCAAGAAAAACAAAAGAAAAUAAAGUGACUCACUAUAACCUCACAGUCAUGGGACAAAUGAACAUCAUGCCUGGCUCAAGAUGCAGCACCAACAGAACAUUUCUGCCAAAACUGUAGAGGUAUAACCACACAAACUCCAAAUGGAAGGACUUUCUACCAAGCUGGUCUGACUUCCAAAAGAUGUUACAAUGGUCUGGAGAUGGUUCUAAAUUAAACAAAUGAAAGGGGUUUAGCAGUGAAGUACAAGGUCCUGGAUUGGCUCGAGGUUGGAGCAAACACAUAAUCUUAAAGAAUACUUGGAAACUGAA